Messenger RNA from Xenia sp. Carnegie-2017, 783 nucleotides. RefSeq lists its product as uncharacterized. NCBI's taxonomy places the organism in Eukaryota, Metazoa, Cnidaria, Anthozoa, Malacalcyonacea, Xeniidae. The record is from RefSeq and is a predicted model, not a curated record.
UAUGGCCUGAAUCAGUUUUCUUUACUUAACAACUCAAAGUACUAUCAUGUCAUUGGAGGACUCCCCCCAGAUGCUAUGCAUGAUAUACUGGAAGGUGUGCUACAAUACAUUGUUAAAGAAUUAUUAAAAGAAUUCAUCUUUGAAAAGAGAUACUUCAAACUAGACGACCUUAAUAAAAGGAUGCAGGCAUUUGAUUUUGGUUAUCAUAAUGAUACCAAUAAACCUGCUCCAAUUCAAGCCCAAAGACUUCUUUCAUCAGACAAUAGUUUAAAGCAGCACGCAAAUCAGAUGUGGUGUCUUGGCUUACAUUUGCCAUUUCUUAUUGGUGACCUUAUAGAAGUAGAUGAUCAGCACUGGGGGUUACUCUGUACCUUACUUCAAAUUGUUCGUAUAAGUUUUACUCCAAUUGUGAGCAGAGAGCAAGUUUCAUAUCUUCAAAUACUCAUUCAAAAGUUAUUACAAAAUUUUAAAGAAUUGUUUCCAGAAUGCAGUAUCAUUCCAAAGAUGCACUACAUGGUUCAUAUGCCAAGAGCAAUACUUCAAUUUGGGCCUCUUGUGCGAAGUUGGUGCAUGCGCUACGAAGCAAAACACCAUUACUUUAAGAGGUUGGCAAUAGUGAUUGGUAAUUUUAUAAACCUACCAUACUCGUUGGCAAAGAGGCACCAAGAAGGAGUUUGUUAUCGCCUACAGUCUGCUGAAGGUGGAAAUAGCACGUUUAUUUGCAAAGGCACUGAAAUUGGGCCAGGUAAAACAUUAUAUGUUGGUGAUGUUGAAGAGAGUGGG